Molecule: messenger RNA, 1961 nt
Organism: Liolophura sinensis
Lineage: Eukaryota; Metazoa; Mollusca; Polyplacophora; Chitonida; Chitonidae
Product: solute carrier family 49 member A3-like
Exons: 10
Coding region: 24-1463 (479 amino acids)
Biological process (GO): transmembrane transport
Cellular component (GO): membrane
Molecular function (GO): transmembrane transporter activity
Source: RefSeq, a predicted model, not a curated record
CACGACGAGGUCCGUGGACUGUGAUGGAAAGCGCAAGUAUUCAGUCAGCGGGUGACAAUAGAUCAGACACCAGUACCGGAUACCUAGUGGACACAGAGUACAAAGUUUACAAGAGACGAUGGUUUUAUGUUUUAGUUGUAGCUCUUCUGAAUAUCUCCAACGCCGCGAUAUGGAUCUCAUUUUCGCCAAUUGCAUACAAGACAGCUACUUUUUACAAUGUUGGAUCCAUGGGGGUGAACUGGUUGUCCCUGGUGUAUUUGGUGGCAUCCAUUCCAUGUGGCUUGGCGGCCACUUGGCUUAUAGAUACAAUGGGUCUGAGAACUAGUAUAUUGCUUGGGACAUGGCUCAACUUGAUCGGCUCAAUUUUGCGAGUAGUGAGUACCCUUACAGGACUGAAUGAUGAUGCACGCUACCCAAUUGUGAUAACUGGUCAGAGUCUAGCAGCUGUAGCUCAGCCUUUGGUCAUGUUCACACCAACUAAACUAGCUGGCCUGUGGUUUAGUGAUAAUCAGAGAGCAACAGCCAACACAUUAGCUUCCAUGGCUAACCCAGUGGGUAUCUUACUAGCUAAUGUGUUAUCCCCAGCUCUGUUGAAGGAAGAGUCUGACAUGAAGUUGCUGAUGUUGAUCUACACAGCUCCUGCUGCCCUGGUGACCUUACUGGCAACAUUUGGUGUGUGUAGUUCUGUCCCUCCAACCCCACCCACAGCUAGUGCAGCAGAGUCCUCAGAGCCUUUCUGUAAAGGCUUAAAGAGAAUGAGGAAGAUGAAGUCAUACUGGAUUCUGUGUUUUGUCUUUGGUGGGGGCCUUGGUCUGGUUACAACACUAAGCACUCUCUUUGAACAAAUAUUAUGUCCCAGAAACUACACAGAUAGUUUCUCCGGUCUCUGUGGCGCUCUGAUGAUAGCUGGUGGUAUCGUGGGUGCAGGAAUUGCUGGGGCAUAUGUUGACAAAACCAAAAAGUUUGAAGAAGUUGCCAAAUUGGCCUGGGCUUUGGCAGCUCUUAGUCUUAUAGCCUUCACAGAAGUAUCAAGACUGAGAGGGAUGGAGGUAGCCAUUGCUGUGACGGUCACCCUGUUUGGAUUUUUUGGCUUCUCUCUCUACCCUAUUAGUCUGGAGUUAGGUGUGGAGUGUACAUACCCAGUGGCUGAGGCUACAAGCGCAGGCUUCCUUAUCAUCUCUGGACAAAUACAGGGUAUUGUGUUUAUAAUAGUUAUGGGUUUGUUAGCCCAAGACCUGCCGUCAGGACAGCAGUUCCUGCCUAAUGGCUGUGUACAGAACUCCACCUCUGUGGAUCAGAUUAUCCCCCAGGAUUAUACAGUGCCAAACCUCUCUGCUUCUGGGUUGACAGUAUUUUUUGUGAUAGUUUUCCUGAUGUUUUUUAAGGCUGAUUACCGAAGACUGAGGGCUGAACAAAAAAUUGAGGCUGAAAAAAUUCUCACCUUCAGCUCAAGGAACAUUUGACAUGGAGAAAGCUGAAAUGGGAAAAUUUUUGAGUGAGACUUUAAAAAGUGCUAAUCAUGGCUUCAGUCUUUGGCAGCUCAUAUGGCAUUCCAGUGCAGAUACAUACCUGAAACACGCAAAGCUGAGAUUUUAACUGUCUAUAAUUUCAAUCUGUCUCGCUACUCAUACAGGUAUCUUAGUAUUAACAGGUCAGUAUAUCCCAUUUUGGUUCUGCAAAAUUCCACCUCCAUGACUACCAGUAAUAUUUCUAUAUUUCUAUUUAUCCAUUUCUCUAUUUUUUAAUACAUGAUAACUGGGAACUAUUUUAACCCACUAUAUCCCAAUCAGAAAAAUCUGAAAAUAAAAUUUAACUGGAUGUUACAAAAGCCACAUCUACAUCUACAUGUAGUAGCCUCUCCCUACGCUGCUGUCUCGGUGACAUGUACUACAGUAGAUAUAAGGAUUAGCAGCUUCUGGAAUUAAAGGUCUUCGAUUUCCAAAAGCUUGGUUUAGAAGGUU